Messenger RNA from Phragmites australis (common reed), 2095 nucleotides. RefSeq names its product probable zinc metalloprotease EGY1, chloroplastic. NCBI's taxonomy places the organism in Eukaryota, Viridiplantae, Streptophyta, Magnoliopsida, Poales, Poaceae. The record is from RefSeq and is a predicted model, not a curated record. Gene Ontology annotation, biological process: proteolysis. The coding region runs from base 123 to 1835 and encodes 570 amino acids. The transcript has 10 exons.
UCUCUCUCUAGCCCCCGCACGCAUCCUAUCCUCCCAGUGCCAGUCCUACACACACUCUCUCUCUCCUCCCCCUCUCCCGCCUCCGACCACCGCACCGGCGAACUCGUCGCUGCACGCCGCCCAUGGCCGCAGCGCUCGCGAGCUCGCCCCUCGUCCACCUCACCGCCUCCCGCCUCCGCCUCCUCCUCCCAAGGCACCGGGCCUCCGCUUCCUCGCCGGCAUCCACCCCGGGGUGCUCACGGUGGGGCUGCUCGAGAGGCGUAUGCUUGGGCUGCUCGAGAGGCGUGUCUUUGGGGUGGAAGCCAACGGUGGAGUUGAGGGCCAUUAAGCGGUACGAUCGGCUGCGGUGCUUCUCUACGGACGGGGGCGGCGGUGAGGAGGGGGAGAAGCGGGACGAGGAGGAGGCAGCGGCGGGCCCGGCGGAGGCUCAGGUGGGCCCGGCGGAGGAGCUGGGGUCUGAGCGAACCCGAUCGGGGAGCUUUUCGUCCUCGUCCUCGUCGUCCGGGACUCCUGGAAUAUCAAGCGAGCCACCACUGUUGAAUUUUAGUGUUGAUAAUAUCGAUACAGUUAAACUGUUGGAACUCCUAGGCCCAGAAAAGGUUGAUCCAGCUGAUGUCAAGGCAAUUAAGGAAAAGCUUUUUGGUUACACAACAUUCUGGUUGACAAAAGAAGAACCUUUUGGUGAUCUUGAGGAAGGAGUUCUUUUCGUUGGGAAUCUCCGUGGGAAGAGGGAGGAAAUCUUUGCAAAACUUCAACGACAGCUACGUGAACUUACUGGUGACAAAUACAAUCUUUUUAUGGUGGAGGAGCCCAAUUCAGAAGGGGAAGAUCCACGUGGGGGACCCCGCGUUAGUUUUGGUUUGCUUAGGAAGGAAGUUUCUGAGCCUGGUCCUACUACCCUAUGGCAAUACGUCAUUUCACUGUUACUUUUCCUUCUCACUAUGUUCUCUUGCGUUGAGCUAGGAAUCGCAUCAAAGAUUAGCAGUCUUCCACCAGAAAUCGUUACAUAUUUCACUGAUCCAAAUGCUACUGGACCCCCUCCUGAUAUGCAACUUCUACUCCCAUUUGUGGAAUCAGCUUUGCCACUGGCUUAUGGCGUCCUGGCUAUCCAACUAUUUCAUGAAGUUGGACACUUUCUGGCAGCAUUUCCAAAAAACGUGAAACUGAGCAUUCCUUUCUUCAUUCCGAACUUCACCCUUGGAACUUUUGGUGCAAUUACUCAGUUCAAGUCCAUUCUGCCGGAUCGGAAGACAAUGUUUGACGUAUCAAUUGCUGGUCCUGUGGCUGGAGCUGCACUUUCCUUAUCAAUGUUCUUUGUAGGUUUAUUACUCUCCUCAAAUCCUGUUGGGGCAAGUGAUUUAGUUGAAGUACCAAGCCAGCUAUUCCAGGGCUCCUUGUUGCUCGGGCUUAUUAGCAGAGCAACACUUGGAUACAGGGCUAUGCAUGCUGCUACAGUUUCAAUCCACCCUCUUGUGAUCGCAGGCUGGUGUGGUUUAACAACUACUGCCUUCAAUAUGCUUCCUGUUGGAUGUCUUGAUGGUGGAAGAGCUUUACAGGGUGCCUUUGGCAAGGAUGCUUUGUUUGGAUUUGGCCUCACAACAUACUCAUUGCUUGGACUUGGAGUGCUUGGAGGACCAUUGUCUCUUCCUUGGGGCUUAUAUGUGCUAAUAUGUCAGAGAACACCUGAAAAACCAUGCUUGAACGAUGUAAGCGAUGUUGGAACUUGGAGGAGGGCAGCCUUGAUAGUUUUGGUGUUUCUUGUUGUGUUGACUCUCAUCCCAUUGUGGGAUGAACUUGCGGAGGACCUAGGUGUAGGGCUUGUGACUUCGUUUUGAGGUACACUGGUUACAGGUAGAAUUAGGCCAUGAUGUAACUCAAUUUUGUAUUGAAAUGUAGCCUCAAUAGUGGAAGUGUUGUAAAGGCUUGUGACAUUACCCGGUUAACUGAAGUGUGAAUUUACUCGGUGCAAAGUGUGAUGAAAUUGCACUGAUUGCAUUGAGAGCCAUUGUUCGAAAACAUCGUCUGUAGAUGUCACAAUGUGCAAUUUUGAAUAAGAUGUACCCCUUCAAUAAAUUAUAUGACCAGCAAUUGAUCA